GGCGCCGUCAAUCAUACAAGCCAUAUAAAAGCCAGCCCGGCCAGCACACGAGUUCUUCAGACGGUUGACGGUCUUCUGGCACGCUUAAAAUGGCAGUAUCGUCGAAAGCGAAGGCCAGGCUGCACAAGGGGUCGGAGCAGAAGCGGAAUCAGCUCAUGAAAUGGGUUCUGCGGUUCGCCGCUCUCUUCGCCUUCAUCGCGACGUGUAGCUGGCUCGAUACCAUUAAGGGCCGGUGGUAUGUCUUCGACCCCACCAGCCUCCACCAGUUAGCGCAAGAGGCGGUAGCGGUCAGCGGCGACGACAUGCGGGGGAUGAUCGACCAUAUCGUUAAGAACCUGACAGCGACCUACCCGGACUCCCGAAUCAAGCUGAACACCGACUCAUCCGAAUGGAUGUUCAACAACGCGGGAGGUGCCAUGGGCGCCAUGUACAUCAUCCAUUCCAGCAUCACCGAGUACCUCAUCAUUUUUGGCACGCCAUUAGGCACGGAGGGGCACACCGGCAUCCAUACAGCCGAUGACUAUUUCAACAUCCUUUACGGCGAGCAGUGGGCGUUCCUCCCCGGUUCCCUCGAGAAGGAGGUGUACCCUCCAGGCUCGGUGCAUUUCCUUCCAAGAGGGACUGUCAAGCAGUAUAAGAUGCACGAGGGGUGCUUUGCCCUCGAAUACGCCCGAGGGUGGAUUCCCCUCAUGCUGCCGUUCGGGUUCAUGGACACGCUGACAUCCACUUUGGACUUCCCUACGUUCUAUCGUACAGCCAGGAUCACCGCGCGAGAGAUGUUGGGCAAUCUACUAAUAGGCAAGAUAUAAAAGUAGCUGUGACUACGAUAUACCGUAAUGUUAUUUUAUGCCUUCUGGAGCUGUACACGGGGUUACUAUCGUUGAGAAGGUAUUGAUUUUUGAAUCCGCUCUUCGGACCCAAGCCAGCCUUGAGCACCAAAGCGACAGCUAAUCCUAUCAGGCGUAAAACGGUC
Molecule: messenger RNA, 973 nt
Organism: Gloeophyllum trabeum ATCC 11539
Lineage: Eukaryota; Fungi; Basidiomycota; Agaricomycetes; Gloeophyllales; Gloeophyllaceae
Product: ERG2 and sigma1 receptor-like protein
Exons: 3
Coding region: 90-809 (239 amino acids)
Biological process (GO): ergosterol biosynthetic process
Cellular component (GO): endoplasmic reticulum
Source: RefSeq, a predicted model, not a curated record